GAAGGUAGCAGUGAUGAGGCCUGUCACCCAGCUGACAGUGAAUGGAGUUGGCGAAUAGCCAGGUUAUGUGGGUCGACGGUCGAAUCCAAGUUGGUGUCGAGAGAAAUGCCGGUUGCCUUGCAUGGUAAUUGCCGUGGCGCAGAUCUUUCCAGUGCCGAGAUCUCAUGA
Molecule: messenger RNA, 168 nt
Organism: Acaulospora colombiana
Lineage: Eukaryota; Fungi; Glomeromycota; Glomeromycetes; Diversisporales; Acaulosporaceae
Source: the annotation of a GenBank genome assembly